Molecule: messenger RNA, 300 nt
Organism: Acanthamoeba castellanii str. Neff
Lineage: Eukaryota; Discosea; Longamoebia; Acanthamoebidae
Exons: 2
Coding region: 1-300 (99 amino acids)
Source: RefSeq, a predicted model, not a curated record
AUGUGGGCGUGUACGGCUGAGGAUGCCAUGCGCAAGUGGCUGCCGCCGGACCUUGCACCCUCGCUGCCCAAGUCCUCCACCGACUGGUUUUCGGCUUCGAGUUCAGUGCUUGCCGCGCCCACGUUCAACUUCGGAGGAGGGUUUGAUGGCCCCAAGCAGGCCACUUCGCUGGUGGAGCAGUGUGUGGCGUUCAUCGCGCGCGACUUUGAGUUCUGCCUUCGCGCCAAGCUGGUGCUGCCCGAGCACCUCUACCUCCGGGUCCUCCAUCACACCUUCACCUCCAAGCUGCCCUCAUCCUAA